Messenger RNA from Prunus armeniaca (apricot), 1443 nucleotides. The record is from the annotation of a GenBank genome assembly. Lineage: Eukaryota; Viridiplantae; Streptophyta; Magnoliopsida; Rosales; Rosaceae.
AUGAAGUUGAACUGGAAUCUAUCGUUUAAUCACAAGCACAAGCAUUUGGUGGUGAAGUUUGUAGUUGCAAUUCUCUUAAUGGGUAUUGCUCUUCGUCUCUUUGUUUCUACCUCGACUGGGUAUUUUUCACCCAGAAUAGAGGAAACCCCUUUUCCUGAGAAAACUGUGGCUGCCGAGCAACCAAUCUCUGUACAAGUUCCCCCAGAUGAACCAAUCUCUGUAAAAGUUCCACAAGAUGAACCAAUCCCUGUACGAUUUCCACAAGAUGAAGAUCAGGAUCAGAUACCUUUACCCAGAAAAGAAACUCCUUUUCCUGAGAAAACUGUGGUUUCAGAGCCACCGAUUUCUGCAGAAGUUCCAGAAAAUGAUCAGGAUCAGAUACCUCCCCUUAAAGGAAAGUGUGAUCUUUUCACUGGGGAUUGGGUUCCAAAUACUUCAGGUCCAGCUUACAAUGAGAGCUGCCCCAUUAUUGAAAAUCCUCAGAAUUGUAUAAGGAAUGGGCGGCCUGAUACAGGAUAUCUAUACUGGAGGUGGAAUCCGCGAGAUUGUGAAAUGCCAAAAUUUGAUCCAGAGAGAUUCCUUGAAAUGAUGAGGAAUAAAGCAUGGGCAUUGAUUGGUGAUUCGAUAUCUCGCAACCAUGUCCAAUCAUUGCUGUGCAUGCUCUCUACGGUUGAACGAGCAGUUCAAGUGUACCAUGACAAGGAUUAUAGGUCCCGAAGAUGGCACUUUCCAUCUUACAAUUUCAGUGUCUCAGUUAUUUGGUCCCCUUUUCUUGCCAAAGCUGCUAUUUUUGAAGACUAUAAUGGUGUGGCAACAUCUGAAGUUGAGCUGCAUCUUGACAAGCUUGAUAGGACAUGGGUGGAUCAAUACCACAGUUGGGACUACAUGGUAAUUUCAACAGGGAAAUGGUUUCUCAAAACUGCAAUCUACUAUGAGAACAAUGAAGUGCUGGGAUGCCAUUACUGUCCUAAAAGGAACCUAACAGAGUUGGGGUUUGAUUUUUCUUAUCGCAAAGUCCUGAGUUUUGUGAUGGACUAUAUAGUAACGUCUGAUUACAAAGGCAUGAUCUUUUUUAGAACGUCCACUCCUGAUCACUUUGAGAACGGGGAGUGGUUUAAUGGGGGAAAUUGCAAGAGAACAGCCCCAGUUAAAGAAGGUGAGGUUGAACUGAAGGAGGUACAUAAGAUUCUGCGUAGAAUUGAACUAGAGGUGUUUGAGAAGGCAGCUGCAGAAGCUUCUAAAAGUGAGGUGAAUCUCAAACUCCUUGACCUUGUCCCGCUUUCUUUGAUGAGGCCUGAUGGGCAUCCAGGUCCAUAUAGACAUUAUCAUCCAUUUGACCACGACAAAAACGCAAAGGUUCAGACUGAUUGUUUGCAUUGGUGCUUACCAGGGCCAAUAGACUCUUGGAAUGAUAUAUUAAUGGAGAUGGUGGUAAAUGGCUGA